GCAAAAACAGCUUGGCACGCCCUGCAAGCUCUUGAGAUCGAUAACACUCGAGUGCUGCCUUCCAGACAAUGCUGCUCGCACGCACGGCACGCCUGCUGCAACAUUCGACGCGAACAGCCGCAUGUCUGCAGCGUCUGCAGCGGCGACCGCCCGUCGUCACCACGGUGCAGCGCAGUUUUGCAAAAAAGAAAAAAAAAGGGAAAGGCAAACAACCCGUGGAGGCGGCGCCCGCGACGGAUGACGCUGUGGACAUCUUCGCCGAGCUGUUCGACGCGCCCCUGAUAGCGGGCCUCGACAAGACAAUAACGCAGCUCGAGACAACUCUGAAAACCAUGCGCGGCGGCGACGUCAACGCGGAGCUCUUCGACGCGUGCGCGGUCGAGGCCUACGGCGACCGCCAGCCGCUCGCCACGGUCGCGCACGUCGCCGUCGCGUCGCCCACGUUGGUGCGCAUCUCGUGCUUCGACCCGCAGCUCGCGCCAGCCGUCGCCAAGGCCGUGGCCGACAUCGAGGGCCUCAGCCUGAACCCGAACGUGUCCGGCGGCGACGUCGUCGUGCCGAUCCCGCGGCCGUCGAAGGAGCAGCGCGGCGCGCUGGCCAAGGCCGCCGGGGCCGCCGCCGAGGAGGCGAAGAAGCGCGCGCGGAAUCAUAGGAGGGACGCGCACGACCGGCUGAAGAAGGCGAGCGGAGGCGUCUCCGAGGACGACGUCCGCGCGAAGAAGAGCGCGAUCGACGAGAUGGUCGACGAGGCCUCGAAAAAAAUUACGAAACUGGCCGACGAGAAGAAGAAGGCCAUCGAGACGCGCCAGGACUAACU
Molecule: messenger RNA, 817 nt
Organism: Pelagomonas calceolata
Lineage: Eukaryota; Pelagophyceae; Pelagomonadales; Pelagomonadaceae
Source: the annotation of a GenBank genome assembly